GAAGACUUUCCUGGGUGACCAAAUCCAGAUGCCCAUCUUGCACCAGGGGAAUGAACCAAAGUUUUACAAUCAACUUGAGAUUAACCUUAGCGACUACUCGAAAAUAGAGCCGCUGACCUGUGAGGCAACAAACUCUGUAUCUCACGCCACUCUCACCACCACUAUGAACCUCACUGUCAUUGACCCCAUCGCAGUGCGCCCUGCCUCUCAGGCCCAACCAGUGGCAGGCGAGUCUUUCUCUCUGCAGUGUGCUGGCUCUCAGAACCCAGCCUCCAUCACAUGGCUGAAGAACAAACACCCAGUGCUAGCAUCUGAAAGAGUGCGGUUCUCCCCUGACAACACCACGAUGAGCUUCAGUCCUCUCCUGCAGACAGAUGAUGGUUUAUACCAGUGUGUGGUGGCAGAGGGGGAGCUCCCCAUCCAGUCUGUCAGCUACAAGAUGCAAGUAAACUAUGGGCCGUCUUCAGUGGUGAUCAGUGAGGUCGACAUAGUGACAGUGGGAAAACUGUAUGUUUUCCAGUGCUCAGCCAGCUGCUACCCGACCUGUAAGUUCACCUGGACCUGUGGUAAUGUGACCUCUUGGGGUCCGGAGCUGAGUUUGCAGGUUGGGGAACUACACCCGACACAAAACCUGACCUGCACAGCAGUUAAUCCUGCUACAGGAAUGUCAGUCACCGCCCAGAAGACGCUGCAAGUGACAGCUGGACCAUCAAACGUACAGAUCAGCGGUCCAGCCUUUAUGACUGCAGGGGUUGCGUCCAACUUUACCUGCUCUGCUGACUGCUACCCCUCCUGCAGCUACACCUGGACUGUUGCCUCUGGAGAAGAGAACCUCAGUACCGCAAAGGGCAACACAAUUUCUGUCACUCCACCUCCAGGCACCGUCAUCUCUGAAACGCUCGUCUGUAAAGCUGAGGACACCGUCACACUUCUCUCGUCCUCUUCGAGUCUGCACCUCUGGGUGGCAAGCUUAUCUAACGUUACCAUCACUGGUGACAGCACAGUGUCGAUUGGAAAACAGUACACAUUCAUAUGCUCGGCCACAUGCAUCCCAUCCUGCACCUUUACGCUGACAUACAUGGGGAAGACUUAUGAGAGAAGUGAGCUGCAGAUCAUCGCUAGUGACUUCUCUAUAACUGAACCUCUGACGUGUGUGGUCACAAACACAGUAUCUAACGCCACUCUCACCACCACUAAGAACCUCACCGUCAUUGACCCGUUUUCAGUGCGUCCCACCUCUCAGGGUCUACCGGUUGCAGGCGAGUCUUUCUCUCUGCAGUGUGCUGGCUCUCAGAACCCAGCCUCCAUCACAUGGCUGAAGAACAAACACCCAGUGCUAGCAUCUGAAAGAGUGCGGUUCUCCCCUGACAACACCACGAUGAGCUUCAGUCCUCUCCUGCGAGCUGAUGGAGGUUUAUACCAAUGUUUGGUACUAGAGGAUGGAAACCACGACCACAACAACAAGAGUCGACAAGAGUCUAGAACCCCCAUCCUGUCUGUUGGCUACCUGAUGCAUGUAAACUAUGGGCCAGACGAGGUGCAGAUUGUGAAACGCAGCAAAGGGCCAGUGGGUGAGGAGAUGGUCGUCCUGACCGGGUCCACAACAGAGCUGCAGUGUUUGACUGACUGCUUCCCCGUCUGCUCCAUCACCUGGUUUUACCACGACAAAUUUCUGUCCACAAAUGCCUCCAUACUCUUCACACCUGUAACACCUCCAUACAAGGCUGCUCUCACCUGUGUGGCGUUCAACUCUGUGACAAAGGAAAACAGAACCGCUGAGACUGUCGUGGUGGUGCCUGAGGGACCAAAGAAUGUGGUGAUUUCAGGACCAGACUCUCUUGAAAUUGGGGUCCCGGCGAGCUUUACAUGCUCAGCUGAGUGCACUCCUUCCUGCAGCUUCACGUGGACCGUGUACGGGAAGAACGUGACGGGCAGUGUCAUCGACAUCUCUGUGAACCGCCACGUUUCCGAGGAGUCCAUCAGCUGCCGGGCUGAGAACACGUUCACCGGGAAGACGGCGAUGAUCAGCGAGACGCUCGGUGUCUCAGAUCCUCACUGGUGUGGAUGUUGAGACGCUGGAGGGAAACGACAUUCUCCUAACAGUCCGGUUAUCUUCUUAUUAAUGACACUUACUAUACAUAUAUGACUAUUUACUCAAGCACUGUGUACUCUCACUGUGAUGGCCUAAGCAGGGCGUUUCCCUGCACAAUGCAUGCUGGGACAGGUUCCAACCUCUUUGUGACCCUGAAUAAGAUUAGACGGCACAGACAAAGGACGUAUGGAUCGUGUGUUUGAGUAAUAGGUCACUGGUUUAAUAACACAAAGCUAAUCUGGUUUUCUCCCAUGAUGUAUGACCAUUUCUCUUGCCAAACAAUAUGCACUAUUAUACUUAAUAAACAAUGAAGUACUGGACUUUGACUGAUUACCCAGCAUUAAUUAAUCAUUCAUGUGACACAUCUGAGAUUAAGUAAUGUUGAAUUCAAAACAUUUGUAGUUACUGACUCAACAGGCCGCACACCAAUUACAAAAUACUUGUUUAUUUCUAGUUCAGUUUUCCAUCAGUUCUAUCUCAAACUGAGCCUCUGUCACUCAGAGUUUUCUAUACUUCAAGCAGGUUUUAGUCGAUGCAAUGUCAGGUGUUUUUUUUUUUUUUGUUUGUUUUUUGGCAGGGUUAGAGAGGAACAUUCACACCGCGUAGAGUACUCACAGAGACCAAUCCAGAC
This is a messenger RNA of Seriola dumerili (greater amberjack), 2723 nucleotides long. Its product is annotated as carcinoembryonic antigen-related cell adhesion molecule 20-like. The record is from RefSeq and is a predicted model, not a curated record. The coding region runs from base 29 to 2071 and encodes 680 amino acids. The transcript has 9 exons. NCBI's taxonomy places the organism in Eukaryota, Metazoa, Chordata, Actinopteri, Carangiformes, Carangidae.